CAAAAUAAAACUGAAGCAGCCCAUUAAGGUUUUUCUUUUCGUCAAAUACCUUCAAAGCAAAUUUUGAGCUUUUUUUUUGCUUCCCUCUUUCGUCACCACGCUCUGUUUUGGUGUUCCCUUCAAAGCUAUGGAGAAACAAAACGGCAAUGGAAUUGAACCGAAGAAGGUGAAGAAGAUACUGAAGACGAGUUCACUACAAAUAAACCAAGAAGAUGCAUUUAAGUUGGUUGGUUCAAUAGUUGAAAAGGGUAUCGAUGAUGAUAGCUCACAAAACAACACAACUCCUUUCUACUCUUUUCCUAAACCCACUGUUGUUCCUUUCCCUGUUGCUCGGCAUCGUUCUCAUGGUCCUCAUUGGCGUCCACUGAAUAAGAAAGGGAGUUAUGAUCAUGACAAUGAUGAUAGUGACAAUGAUGUUGAGGAUGAAGAAGACACAGCUUUUAUGGAGUUUGAGAAAGUUGCUGCCUUUGCUAAUCCGGUACAAAGGAAGAAGACAAAGGGUUUAGAUUUUGAAAAAUGGAAAGAGAUUACUCAAGAUGAUAAAUCUUCCUCAGGGAGGUAUUUAGAAAAGGAUGUAUCAAACUCUAGCCAAACUUCAGGGAAAAAGAAGAAAGAAAAAGGUGGUAAGAAUGACAAGAAAAUCUCAUCUUAUUCAGACGAUAGUCUCUUUGCUUCUACAGCAGUGGAUGAUGCUAAACCACAAUUUGAUACUUCAAAUAAGGUGGAGUAUCAGAAAAAAAUUGAAUAUGGCUUAGCUUAUGGUGACAAGAAAGAAAAAGAAUUUGCAGCUGAACGGGAUCGAGUUUGCUCCGAUAGAAUGCCUGACCACAGUUUUGCAUCUGUAGAUGGGCUACGGCCUGAGCAAAAUCACUUCAUAAGUGAACAAGAACCCACGUCUAUUGAGAGUGAAAUUGAUUAUGAGAAUCGUGCUCGGAUCCAGCAAAUGUCAGCUGAGGAGAUAGCAGAAGCCAAGGCUGAGAUAUUGGAAAAGAUGAGUCCUGCAUUACUGAAAUUACUGCAGAAAAGGGGGAAGGAGAAGUUGAAGAAACCCAGUAGUAUUAAAUCAGAAGUGGGUACUGUUAGUGAACCUGUGAAUCGACAUGCUCAGAGUACUCAAGAAGCUAAACAUCCGCAGACAGAGGAUGACCUGCCAUCCAAAAAACAGCUGGACGAUAAGAAUACUAGCAGGAAGACUUCAACCACCACAAGUAGUAGCUCGUGGAAUGCUUGGAGCAAUAGAGUUGAGGCCAUUAGAGAGUUACGAUUUUCAUUGGCUGGGGAUGUUGUUGAUACUGAACAGAAGCCUGCGUAUGAUGAUGUCAGUCAACGCGACUAUCUGCGGACUGAGGGAGAUCCUGGUGCAGCUGGUUAUACAAUUAAAGACGCAGUGGCACUUACUAGAAGUGUGGUUCCUGGACAAAGAGCCCUUUCAUUGCAUCUCCUUUCAUCUGUUCUUGACAAGGCACUAUACUAUAUUUGCAAAGACAGAACUGCAAAUAUGAUAAAAGAUGGGAACGAAGUCGACAUGUCAGUUGACUGGGAGGCUGUAUGGACUUUUGCACUUGGUCCUGAACCAGAGCUUGCGUUGUCACUAAGGAUAUGUCUUGAUGAUAACCACAAUUCUGUGGUUUUGGCCUGUGCAAAGGCUAUUCAAUCUGCAUUGAGUAGUGAUGUGAAUGAGAACUACUUUGAUAUCUCAGAGAAGAUGGCAACUUGUGACAAGGAUAUUUGCACAGCUCCGAUUUUUAGGAGCAGACCAGAUAUUGCUCUUGGAUUCCUUCAGGGGGGAUACUGGAAGUACAGUGCAAAACCUUCUAAUAUUCUACCUUUUAGCGAGGAUUCUAUGGAUAAUGAGAGCGAGGAGAAACAUACAAUUCAAGAUGAUGUAUUUGUUGCUGGACAAGAUUUUACUGCAGGUCUUGUUCGCAUGGGGAUCCUUCCCAGACUUCGCUAUCUUUUGGAGACAGAUCCUACAGCAGCUUUGGAAGAGUAUAUUGUUUCUAUACUGAUUGCUAUAGUAAGGCAUUCACCUUCAUGUGCUAAUGCAGUGCUGAAGUGCGAGAGACUUAUUCAGACAAUUGUGCAACGAUUUACAGUUGGCAGUUUUGAAAUUCGAUCUUCCAUGAUAAAAUCUGUAAAACUCUUGAAGGUCUUAGCUCGAUUGGACAGGAAAACUUGUCUAGAGUUUAUAAAGAAUGGGUACUUUCGUGUCAUGACUUUGAAUUUAUAUCAACUUCCUUUGACCAUUGACAACUGGUUAAAGUUAGGGAAGGAAAAAAUUAAACUCAGGUCUGCUCUGACUAUUGAACAAUUGCGUUUCUGGAGGGUCUGCAUUCGAUAUGGAUAUUGUGUGUCUUACUUCUCCGAGUUUUUCCCUGCCUUGUGUUUUUGGUUGGAUGUUCCUUCGUUUGAAAAACUUAUCGAAAGUGAUGUUCUGUAUGAAUCUAGUUGCAUCUCUCGGGAGGCAUAUCUUGUUCUGGAGUCUUUGGCCGGAAGACUUCCAAAUUUAUUUUCGCAACAGUGUCUAACAAAUCAACUUCCCGAGUCCUCUGAUGAUGCAGAGUUCUGGUCUUGGAGUUAUGUUGGUCCGAUGGUUGACUUAUGCAUAACGUGGAUUGCAGCAAGAAGUGAUCCAGAAGUAUCAAAAUUGUUUGGUGGGCAGGAAGAAGGGAGAAGCGACUUUGCUUUAGGAGGAGAACUUUCUGCGACUCCUUUGUUGUGGGUGUAUGCGGCUGUGACUCACAUGCUUUCCAGAGUUCUUGAAAGGGUGACAUUGGGGGAAGCUAUCAGCCUACAGGAAGCUAAUGGGCAUGUGCCAUGGCUUCCACAAUUUGUUCCAAAGAUUGGACUCGAGUUGAUCAAAUAUUGGCUUUUGGGCUUUUCAGUUUCCUCUGGUGAUGAAUCUUUUUUGAAGGAACUAAUUCAUUUGAAACAGAAGUGUGAUAUUGAAAUGUCUUUGGCUUCCACCUGUUGUCUAAAUGGAACAAUCAAUAUUAUUACUAAAAUUGAUAAUCUGAUACGGUCUGCCAAGACCGGCAUUUGUAGUCCCUCAGACGAAGAACAAAGUCUAUCAAAAGAAGGAAAGGUGCUUGAGGAAGGCAUAGUUAAUAGUUGUUUCGUUGAAUUAAGGUCUAUGCUUGAUGUUUUCAUGUCUUCAGCUUCUUCAGGGUGGCAGCACAUGGAGUCCAUUGAAAAGUUUGGCAGAGGAGGACCGGCUCCAGGUGUUGGAGUUGGCUGGGGUGCCCCUGGUGGAGGAUUUUGGUCGAAAACAGUUUUAUCGGUUCAAACAGAUGCAAGAUUUCUUAUCUAUUUACUGGAAAUUUUUGAAAAUGCUUCUAAAGAACCCAAAACAGAAGAAACAACCUUCACCUUGCAACGGAUUAGCACUGCCUUGGGAUUAUGUUUAACUGCAGGACCUGCGGAUACAGUUGUUAUAGAGAAGACAUAUGAUCUCUUGCUCCAUGUCUCUGUUUUAAAAAACCUUGACCUUUGUAUACAAAAUUUUCUCCUUAACAGAAGGGGUAAAGCCUUUAGGUGGCAAUAUGAAGAAGACGACUAUGUGCACAUCAGUAUGAUUUUAUCAUCUCAUUUCAGGAGCAGAUGGUUGUCUGUAAGAGUGAAGUCUAAAGCCGUGGAUGGCAAUAGUUCUUCUGGCACUAAGGCCACUCCAAAAACUGAUGUGCGUUUGGAUACGAUAUAUGAGGACUCAGACAUGUCUUCCACGACAAGUCCAUGCUGUAACUCUUUAACAAUAGAAUGGGCUCGACAGAAUCUACCACUUCCAGUCCACUUUUACCUUAGUCCAAUAGCAAUGAUUCCCUAUACCAAGCGAGCCGGUCCUCUAAAAGUUGGCAGUGUACAUGAUCCCACUGAUUUGCUUGAAGUUGCCAAAUGUGGACUUUUCUUUGUUUUAGGCAUUGAAACAAUGUCCAAUUUUCAAGCAACCGACAUUCCUUCUCCUGUUCAGCAUGUAUCAUUGACAUGGAAGUUACAUUCAUUAUCUGUCAAUUUCCUUGUGGGAAUGGAAAUACUUGAACAGGAUCAGGGAAGGGAUACUUUUGAAGCUUUACAGGAUCUUUAUGGUGAGCUUAUUGAUAAGGAAAGGUCUAACCGAAAUAAAGAAGUUAUUUCUGAUGAUAAAAAAAAUAUUGAGUUCCUUAAAUUCAAAUCAGAGAUUCACGAGAGUUACUCGAUAUUUAUUGAAGACCUUGUCGAGCAGUUUUCUGCCAUAUCUUAUGGUGAUUUGAUUUUUGGCCGGCAAGUUUCGCUAUAUUUACACCGGGGAGUUGAAACUUCUAUUCGACUUGCAACUUGGAAUGCACUGUCUAAUGCUCGUGUUCUUGAGCUCUUGCCACCUUUAGAGAAAUGCUUUUCUAGUGCUGAAGGAUACCUUGAACCUGCAGAGGAUAAUGAAGAGAUUUUGGAGGCUUACGCCAAGUCAUGGGUUUCCGAUGCCCUUGACAGGGCUGCGAUUCGAGGAUCAGUUGCAUAUACUAUGGUUAUCCAUCACCUUUCUUCAUUCAUAUUUCAUGCCUGUCCUGUGGAUAAGUUAUUGCUGCGCAACCGGCUUGUUAGGUCUCUCUUGAGAGAUUAUUCUGGGAAACAGCAACAUGAGGGAAUGUUAAUGAGCCUCAUUUGCCAUAACAAGCGAUCAGACAUGGAUGAGCAGCUGGAUAGUCUACUGCGUGAAAAGAACUGGUUGGAGUCAAGGAUGAAAGUAUUGACUGAGGCAUGUGAGGGAAAUUCCUCUCUUCUGACACAAGUAAAGAAGUUGAAGGAUGCUGCUGAGAAAAGUUCCUUGUGAGGUGUACAAUCAUGUAAAUAUUGGAGAUACAAAAAGAGCAACAAAGGCUGUUAGAUUAUGUAAAUGGAAACUCCAAUGUACUGAUUGGAGUGUAGUUACAUUUGUUUUCCUUGAUGGAAUGGUUUCGUUAUCAAGAUUUUGUGCCGGAAUGCUGAUGCAUUUUAGGAUAUUUAAAUAUAAAUUAGGAUUAUUAUUUUUUCUUA
Molecule: messenger RNA, 5007 nt
Organism: Cicer arietinum (chickpea)
Lineage: Eukaryota; Viridiplantae; Streptophyta; Magnoliopsida; Fabales; Fabaceae
Product: transcriptional elongation regulator MINIYO
Source: RefSeq, a predicted model, not a curated record